This is a messenger RNA of Cylindrotheca closterium, 810 nucleotides long. The record is from the annotation of a GenBank genome assembly. Lineage: Eukaryota; Bacillariophyta; Bacillariophyceae; Bacillariales; Bacillariaceae.
AUGGCCGCCACAGAACAAGUAGCCGUACAAAACAAGAUACAGAACUUGCAUAAUCUGCAGUUUCCUUGGAAGCUGCACCGCCUCCUAGAAGAAGCAGAACUUAGUGGAGACUCCACAAUUGUUUCGUGGCUUCCUGGAAACAAAGCUUUCAAGGUUCACAACCGACAAGAGUUUGCCAAUCGCAUCAUGCCUGCUUACUUCAGUUCCGCCAAGUACAAGACUUUUCAACGCUCGCUGAACCUGUGGGGCUUUGAAUCCGUCUCCAAAGGACGAGACAAGGGAGCUUGCUUUCACAAGUUUUUUGUUCGAGGUCAUCCAAGCUUGUGCGAGAACAUGCGUCGCAUCAAGAUCAAGGGUCAGCAAGCCACAAAGACGACCUCACCUACUACUCUGCCAAAUAUUACUGGCAUGACAUCUUCUGGCUUGAUCUCUGCUGCCGAACCCAAUAUUGCGGACUUUAUCCGGAAUCGAAGAGGUUCCCUUGAUAAUUCUGGUGUGCCUCAGGUGGAGUGCAUCCCACAACAACAACAACAACAACAACAGCAACUACCUUCUACCUUUUCACUAUACCAAAGUGAUCUAUUCUUGAAGGCAGCGCUUGAACGCCAACAGCGAGAGGCUUUGCUGAGACUGCAGUUGCAAACCCAAUUGCCUGGAUUCAAUUUCGGGGGUUUCCCAAGUAUCCUUCAACAAGCGCAACAGAACGCCCAACAGAAUUCAGGAAAUUUCCAACAACAAAGACAACAAGAUCCGCUUCAUACAGUCGCUCUGGCAGCUGCACUGGCCUCGAAGGUCGUGCAUGAAGUCUAG